AUGCGGAGUGUUGUACUCGGGGGCGCGCUGGGCACUAAGCACCGGGCAGGCGAUGGCUGCGGGCAGGAGAACGGGGGCUGCCGGCAGCGCUGGGGGCAGGAGGGGACUCGGCGGGCACGGGGGGAGCCCCGGGGCCGCGCCAGGGCCGCCCCUCACGGGGCCGCCCCUCAUGGCGCCGCCGCCAUCUUGCGCUUCCCCUCCGCGCUCCUUCUCCACCGCCCUCUAUGCAAAUCACCCGCCAUUCCCGCGCGCCCAUUGGCCCCUCCCGCCCCAUUGCGAAAUAUGCAAAGAAAGAGCUGGCGCGCCGCGCGCCCAUUGGCUAAAAAGCCCGCCAGCUCCACCCGCCACGCCCCCCAGCCCGUGUCGUCACCGGCAGUGCGGGCUCUGAUUGGGCAAAGCGCUCGCAAGCCGCGCCCACCGCGGGGUUUGGGGGGGGCGCGGGGAAAGCGCAUGAAGGUUCGAGAACGCGGGCCCGGCCGGCGCGCAACGCCCCCUUCCGGCGCGCGUCACGCACGGCAGCGACCAAUCACCGGUGAGCGGAGGGGCGGGAUGCGCGCGCUGAUUGGUCAGAGCCGUGCGGGGGAGGCGUGGCCUUCUGGAAGGUUCUGGGCGGGUAUAAAAGCGCGGCGCGGCGGUCGCGGGGCAUUGAGCGAGCCGGAGCUGAGCCGAGAGCCUGUCCAGCGUGGGAGCGAGCGACCGGGCCGGACUGGCAACCGCACCACGCCGAGCUACGUGGCCUUCACAGACACAGAGAGGCUCAUCGGCGAUGCUGCCAAGAACCAGGUGGCCAUGAACCCAACCAACACAGUCUUUGAUGCAAAGCGGUUGAUUGGGCGCAGAUUCGAUGACUCUGUGGUGCAGUCUGACAUGAAGCACUGGCCCUUCACUGUGGUGAACGAUGCUGGCAGACCCAAGGUGCAGGUGGAGUACAAAGGCGAGACAAAGAGUUUCUACCCAGAAGAAAUCUCUUCCAUGGUUUUAACCAAAAUGAAGGAAAUCGCAGAAGCCUAUCUCGGCAAGACUGUUACCAAUGCAGUAGUGACUGUCCCAGCCUAUUUCAACGACUCCCAGCGCCAGGCCACGAAAGAUGCUGGAACUAUUGCAGGGCUGAACGUCCUGCGAAUCAUCAACGAGCCCACAGCAGCUGCCAUUGCCUAUGGGCUGGACAAGAAGGUUGGUGCUGAAAGGAACGUCCUCAUCUUUGACCUGGGCGGCGGCACCUUUGACGUGUCCAUCCUGACCAUCGAAGAUGGCAUCUUCGAGGUGAAAUCCACAGCAGGGGACACCCACCUGGGUGGGGAGGACUUCGACAACCGCAUGGUGAACCACUUCAUCGCCGAGUUCAAGCGCAAGCACAAGAAGGACAUCAGCGAGAACAAGCGCGCCGUGCGCCGCCUGCGCACCGCCUGCGAGCGCGCCAAGCGCACCCUGUCCUCCUCCACCCAGGCCAGCAUCGAGAUCGACUCCCUCUACGAGGGCAUCGACUUCUACACCUCCAUCACCAGGGCUCGCUUCGAGGAGCUCAACGCCGACCUGUUCCGUGGCACCCUGGACCCCGUGGAGAAGGCCCUGAGGGACGCCAAGCUGGACAAGUCGCAGAUCCACGACAUCGUGCUGGUGGGGGGCUCCACGCGCAUCCCCAAGAUCCAGAAGCUGCUGCAGGACUUCUUCAACGGCAAAGAGCUCAACAAGAGCAUCAACCCUGACGAGGCUGUGGCGUAUGGGGCAGCUGUGCAGGCUGCUAUCCUGUCUGGAGACAAGUCUGAGAACGUGCAGGACCUGCUGCUGCUGGACGUGACUCCCCUGUCCCUGGGCAUUGAGACAGCCGGAGGGGUCAUGACAGUCCUGAUCAAGCGCAACACCACCAUCCCCACCAAGCAGACCCAGACCUUCACAACUUACUCUGACAACCAGCCCGGGGUGCUGAUCCAGGUGAGCAGGGAGCUCUGGGGCGGGGACAGGACACUGUCAGUGCUUUCACUGCUUGGUACUUGAGUAGUUCUUAGGCCAGAGGAGUUAAAUUCCUGUAAUUUGGAAAUUCCUGGUUGCUGUGAUGAAAGUGACUCCAAAGCCAUUCGUAGUUUCCACCAGAAGU
Lonchura striata (white-rumped munia) is the source of this 2095-nucleotide messenger RNA. The record is from RefSeq and is a predicted model, not a curated record. NCBI's taxonomy places the organism in Eukaryota, Metazoa, Chordata, Aves, Passeriformes, Estrildidae.